CGUGUCAUCGUUGACGUGGUUUGGAGUGAAAUUCAACUACUCACUGACAGUAAAACGAAGAGUAGCGUUUGCUCUCAUCAGUGGUUGAGGUACAGCAGUGGAUACAUCAAGAAAUAUGACUGUUAAUGAAGAAAAUUUUCGAGUUUUCGCUUAUUGGGCGUCAAUACUGGUGUUGAAGGUGCUGGGAAUGGUAUUUGUGAUAGGGAGAUGGCGUUGGGGAAAGGGAAUAUUCAUAUCUCCAGAAGACACCAAGUUCGUCAAGGGAUCGAGAAUGGUUGAGAAUGACCCGGAUGUGGAGAGAGCUCGCAGGGCUCAUCUCAAUGAUCUGGAGAAUAUUCUCCCUUGGGCAGUUUCAACGGCUGUCUGGCUUACUACAUCACCGGAUCCGUGGUUAGCAGCUGUCUUGAUUAAGACCUUUGCUAUUUCUCGAAUCCUGCAUUCGAUUGUUUAUGCAGUUAUUGUUAUCCCUCAGCCUGCGAGAUUUCUGGCUUUCGGAGUUGGAUUUUUGAUCACUAUUUAUCAAUCUGUGACGACAAUACUUUAUUGUGCGUAACAUCGAGGGCAGCAACCCCCAUGGAAAAAUAUAUAGAAAAUAUAGAUAAUUUAGGCUAAUUUAAUAUAUUCUUAAAAAUCGGAUUUCCAGUUUCCACUGGAGCGAACGGAUACGGAUGUAUUGGAAAAAAAUUAUUACUCGUCGAAAAUUAUAAAAAGAAUAUCGCCAUCCCCUAUAUCUAUAAAUAACGCAACCUUGACGACUCUCAAUCAUGAGUUUGAGAUUUCCCUAACGACUGGUGGAAAUUGUAUCAACUGUCGCAAAAUUUAAUAAUUUUCCUUUUCAAUACAAAGAACAAUUCCUUCCCUUUGUAACGCGCCUAAACUGAGCUCAAUUGAUAAAUUUGUUCCUGAGUUAUGAAUAAUUUUAAAAAAGUUUAAAGUGUCCAUUUUGUUUCAUCUUUCAAUUCUAAUUGUCUACCGCCAAAAUCAACAAUAAACAAAUUGAAAAUUCAAUUUUAGAGACUUAC
Diachasma alloeum is the source of this 1022-nucleotide messenger RNA. RefSeq names its product microsomal glutathione S-transferase 1. The coding region runs from base 116 to 553 and encodes 145 amino acids. NCBI's taxonomy places the organism in Eukaryota, Metazoa, Arthropoda, Insecta, Hymenoptera, Braconidae. Gene Ontology annotation, cellular component: membrane. The transcript is spliced from 2 exons. The record is from RefSeq and is a predicted model, not a curated record.